Molecule: messenger RNA, 1074 nt
Organism: Tetrahymena thermophila SB210
Lineage: Eukaryota; Ciliophora; Oligohymenophorea; Hymenostomatida; Tetrahymenidae
Product: aromatic ring-opening dioxygenase catalytic subunit LigB
Exons: 1
Molecular function (GO): oxidoreductase activity, acting on single donors with incorporation of molecular oxygen; ferrous iron binding; zinc ion binding
Source: RefSeq, a predicted model, not a curated record
AUGAAUUAAAAAAAUAUAAAAUAGUUAACAAUCGUAUAAGUAAUUAUUAUUCUAUUCUUGGUUUACUACCUACCUUAAUUCUAAUUCAGUGCACUAUAAAAAGUUUCUAAAGCCGAAUAAUAACCUCAAUCAUAAACAAAUCUUCUUAAAAUCUAAAAUUAAUAACAAAAAAAACUAGCUUCAGAAACAAACCUAAAACUAAAUACAGACAAAAACUAGAAUAAAUCGAAAACUAAUUAAAAAGAUCAAAUGACAUCUCAAGCUACCAGAUUACCUAGUUUAUUUAUAUCUCAUGGUCUUGUAGGAGAGACUCUCAACCCAGAUACUUAACUAUUUAAAUGUCUCAAUAAGUAUACAAAAGAUAACAAAUUGCAAAGUAGAAUUAAAACUGCAAUCAUAAUAUCAGGACACUGGGAAGAAAAAUAAGUCACAGUAAAUCUAAAUCCUCAUCCAAAAGUAGUACAUGACCACCCCAGCAAGUGGCUCUACAAAUUUAAUUUUUCUUUAGACACAAAUGUGGAAUUAGCUAAAUAAAUCCAUCAAAAGCUAUUGGACAAUAAGAUUUAAGCUAAAACAACAACAUCAGAAGAUAUAGAUCAUGGAGGUUGGGGUGGACUUUUCUGUCUCUAUGACAUAAAUGAAUAAUAAAAGGCCUUUCAAAGCAAUACAAAAUAUGCUCCUUAAAUAGUGCAGGUGAGUCUCCAUUCUGGAAUGGACACAGCCUUCCAUUAUAAAAUUGGAUAAAUUUUAGAACAAUUUAGAGAUGAAAAUACAAUCAUAAUUAAUAGUGGUGCUUCAACACAUUCUUUCACUUAUAUGAAUCAUCCUUAAUUUACUGCUUGGUCAAAAGAAUGGGAAAAGUAUCUAAUCGAAAUAGUAACUAAUAAAGAUGAGUAAAAAAGAAGAGAUGCAAUAGUUGCUAUUAAAUAACAUAAAAUGUAUAAUUACAUGCAUCACAGCGAUGAUCAUUUUAUGCCCCUUUUAGUUGCUUUAGGUACUUCAAAGUACCCAGGAGAGCUAAUUUGUCUUGAAUAAUAGUUUACAUUUAUGUGCUCUUGCUAUUCGUUUUAAUGA